AUGUCUGGUGGAGGAGGCAAACCCCAUGGCGGUACUCUUGUGAACAGGAUGCUACAGAACGAGUCGGAAAAAUCAGCGAUCCUCGGCAAGGCAAACGUGCCUCCCAUGGAACUCACAGAGCGCCAAGUGUGCGACGUAGAGUUGAUAUGCUCUGGGGCGUUUUCGCCAUUGGAGGGGUUUAUGGAUGAGGCUACAUGGCAGCACGUCCUAACGAACAUGAGACUUCCUGGAUCGAACCUGCUGUUUGGUCUGCCGGUGGUACUUGAUACAGCGAGAGAGGACUUGCAAAAGGGGGCUGUGGUCCCUCUUACAUUCCACGGAACCACUGUGGCUGUGAUGGAGGUGGACUCGUCAUGGGUGCCGAACAAAGUCUUCGAGUGCAAGGAGUCCUAUGGCUUCACGACGCUUGAACACCCAGGUGUAAGGUUGAUUGCUUGGGAGAGAAGUCAUCGAUACAUCGGAGGAAAGAUUCACGGCUUGGAGUACCCCAAGCGUUAUUAUCCUGUUGUCACUCCUCAACAGCUAAGGGCGAAGUUGCCGGUGGACAAGGACGUCGUAGCCUUCCAGUGUCGCAACCCCAUUCACAGAGCUCACUAUGAGCUGUUCAUGAGAUCCUUGGAUGCUCCCAACGUGCGCCCGGGCUCUGUGGUCCUCGUUCACCCUACCUGCGGCCCGACGCAGGAGGAUGACAUCGAUGGGAUUACGAGGUACAAGACGUACGAGGUUCUAAAGAAGGAGAUCAGCGACACCAGAGUGCACUGGGCAUACCUUCCAUACUCCAUGCACAUGGCCGGCCCCCGUGAAGCAAUCCAACACAUGAUUCUGAGAAAGAACUACGGGUGCACUCACUUUAUCGUGGGGAGAGACAUGGCAGGAUGCAAGAGCAGCUUGUCCUCUACAGAUUUCUAUGGGGUAUAUGAUGCCCAGGACAUGGCCAAGAAGCAUGCUGCUGAGCUAGAGAUGCAGAUUGUUCCUUCCCUGGACAUUUUGUACACUGCUGAGAAGGGCUACAUCACUGUCGAUGAGGCGAAGAAACUCGAUCUGAAGCCGCUGAAACUUUCGGGUACUGAGUUCCGCAAAAUGUUGAGAUCAGGCAAGGACAUCCCUGAAUGGUUUGCCUUCAAAUCCGUUGUCGCGGUGCUGCGUGAGAACAUGAAGUGA
This is a messenger RNA of Guillardia theta CCMP2712, 1161 nucleotides long. RefSeq lists its product as hypothetical. NCBI's taxonomy places the organism in Eukaryota, Cryptophyceae, Pyrenomonadales, Geminigeraceae. The transcript is spliced from 18 exons. The coding region runs from base 1 to 1161 and encodes 386 amino acids. Gene Ontology annotation, molecular function: sulfate adenylyltransferase (ATP) activity. Gene Ontology annotation, biological process: sulfate assimilation. The record is from RefSeq and is a predicted model, not a curated record.